Messenger RNA from Dentiscutata heterogama, 123 nucleotides. The record is from the annotation of a GenBank genome assembly. Lineage: Eukaryota; Fungi; Glomeromycota; Glomeromycetes; Diversisporales; Gigasporaceae.
GAAAUAAAUAUGUGAUGGUAUUUCAAAACAGAGUAAAUCCUGUUAGCUUGCAAAAGUUUCCUGUUGGAAAUGGCGAGUAUUGGGUUUCUGAAAGAGGUGAAGAUGUCAGACCAUACGGAAUCU